GUGCGCUCCUCGAAAUUUUUCCGCGACCUCAAGAAGUGAAAAUUCCCACAUCGAAACGAUGAUUCCGGCCAUGGUUCACAAGCCGCUGCGCGCGUUCCGCGGGCUCGGUUCCCUGCUGCGACGGUCCUACUCCGGGAAUAUUGGUGAAAACCGGGCGGAGAAAGGACUGGUUCUCGGACUGUACGAGCAGGAGAUCGAAUCGGACGAGCCCAGGUUGACGCCGGUGGCCGGUCACUUUGACGCCAAGACCGAGGGCCAGCUGUUAAAUCUGAUAAAAGAGUCAAAUUUGAAAGGUAAAAUUGGAUCGUGCAAGGUGUUCAACAACAUCGAUCCGGAUUACGGGUCGGUGGCCGUGGUUGGACUUGGGCUGGAAGGGCUCGGCUACAACGAGCUGGAGCAGUUGGACGAGGGUCUGGAAAACGUUCGAAUCGCGGCCGGAAUCGGUUCCAAGUGCUUGGCGCUGCAGGGAUGCAACCGGAUUUGGGUGGAUCCGAUGCAGGCGACCGAACAAGCUGCCGAAGGGAGUGGGUUGGCCACCUGGAAGUACCAGGCCAACCGGCAGAAGCAGGAUCGAAUCCCGAUACCGAAGCUGGACCUGUUCGAUUCUCCGGACGGUGAUGCCUGGACACGUGGAUUGUUCAAAGCCGACGCACAGAAUCUGGCUCGUAGUCUGUCGGAUGCGCCAGGAAACCAGAUUACGCCGACGGCCUUCGCCCAAGCUGCCGUUGAUGCGCUAUGUCCAUGCGGAGUCAGCACGGAGGUCCGAAACAUUGACUGGAUCGAAUCGAAGAGCAUGAGCAGCUUCCUGUCUGUCGCGAAGAGUUCGUGCGAGCCGCCAAUCUUCCUGGAGAUCAGCUACUGCGGAGAACACGACUCCGGCCGGCCGAUCUUGAUGGUAGGAAAGGGAGUGACGUUCAACAGUGGAGGCCUGUGCCUCAAGGAUCCCAAAGGAAUGUCCCAGUACCGAGCCAGCAUGUCUGGAGCGGCGGCGAUCGUGGCCACAAUCCGUGCCGCGGCGGCCCUCUCCCUCCCGGUCAACCUGGUCGGGCUGAUCCCCCUGUGCGAGAACAUGCCCUCGGGAAUGGCCUUCAAGCCGGGUGAUGUGAUCACCACCCUCAACGGAAAGACCGUGGCCAUCCACGACACCAGCAACGCCGGACGACUCAUCAUGGCCGACACCUUCAUCUACGGCCAGACCACGUUCAAGCCGAAGGUCGUGAUGGACGUGGCCACGUUGACCGAGGGAGUCACCCACGCGCUGGGAGGCGCCGCCAGCGGAGUAUUCUCCAACUCGGACUUCCUCUGGAAGCAGAUGCACAAGGCCGGUUCGAUCACGGGAGACCGCGUCUGGCGGAUGCCCCUGUGGAAGUACUACACGCACAAGGUCACCAAUUACACCAACGUGGACAUGAGCAACACCGGCCAGGGCAAGGGCAGCGCCUGUCUGGGGGCGGCCUUCCUGAAGGAGUUUGUGCCGUGCGUGGACUGGAUCCAUCUGGACAUCUCGGGCGUCGGCAUGCUCAAGAAGGGCGUCGGCAUCCCGUACCUGGCGGAGGAACGCAUGACGGGCCGGCCGACGCGGACGCUCAUCCAGUUCCUGUACCAGAUGGCGUGCCCCGAGGAGCAGCAGAAGGCGCUGUCCAAGGAGAAGUGCUAGGGACUUAGUGACUUUGUGAUCGUAAUUUAUUUGUUACUGCGAGUUCAAUAAAUUUUUAUUAAAUUAAUUUUUAA
Culex pipiens pallens (northern house mosquito) is the source of this 1731-nucleotide messenger RNA. Its product is annotated as cytosol aminopeptidase-like. The transcript has 4 exons. Gene Ontology annotation, biological process: proteolysis. The coding region runs from base 59 to 1657 and encodes 532 amino acids. Lineage: Eukaryota; Metazoa; Arthropoda; Insecta; Diptera; Culicidae. Gene Ontology annotation, molecular function: manganese ion binding; metalloaminopeptidase activity. Gene Ontology annotation, cellular component: cytoplasm. The record is from RefSeq and is a predicted model, not a curated record.